CGCUGCUGUCAGUGGCAACCGCAUCUGUCAAGCCUUUCUGGCCAAUAAACAGCAGCGCGAGGCGGAUCUCAGGUGCGCGCAUCUGCAUCCUCGCGGCUCUGGCGCGCCGGGGAGCCGCCUGUGGCACAGAGUGGAUGUCAAACGCGCGCUCGCGAGCACUAUGGCGACUGCGGCGUCCAACCACUACAGCAUCCUCACGUCCAGUGCGUCCGUCGUCGCGCACUCGGAGCCCGGCAGCAUGCAGCAGACGCCGCCGGCCUAUAGGGACGCACAGAGUCUUCUGCAGAGCGAGUACACCACCCUGCAGAGCAGCGGGAGCACGCUCAGCCACGCGCACCAGUGGUUGACGGCGGCUCUGUCUCACGGGGGAGAGGGAUCGCCGUGGCCCGCCAGCCCGCUGGGCGAGCAGGACAUUAAGCCCACCCUGCAGGGCGACGUGGACGAGUUGCGGCAUUCGCCGAGUCUGACGCCCAGGCAAGCGCAUCUGGUGCAGCCUAGUCAGAUUCACGACGCGAGCGCCUGGCGGGCGACGACCACCGCUCAUAUGCCGAGCAUGACCACCUCAAACGGACAGAGCAUGAUUUACUCCCAGCCCGGCUACGGGGAGCCGGGCAUGCACCAUCACGCCCUCAGGGACGCGCAUGAGGACCACCACAGCCCGCACCUCAGCGAGCAUGGCCACCCGCAGAGCCUUCAUCAGGGACACCACGAGCACUCGGACGAGGACACGCCGACCUCGGACGACUUGGAGCAGUUUGCCAAGCAGUUCAAACAGCGCCGGAUCAAGUUGGGUUUUACGCAGGCGGACGUGGGGCUGGCGUUGGGCACGCUCUACGGUAACGUGUUCUCCCAGACCACCAUCUGCAGGUUCGAGGCGCUUCAGUUGAGCUUUAAGAACAUGUGCAAACUCAAGCCUUUGCUUAACAAAUGGCUGGAGGAGGCAGACUCCACCUCGGGAAGCCCGACCAGUCUGGAUAAGAUAGCCGCGCAGGGAAGGAAAAGGAAAAAGCGCACCUCCAUCGAGGUGAGCGUUAAGGGGGCCUUGGAGAGCCAUUUCCUCAAGUGUCCCAAACCCGGCGCUUCUGAAAUCACCUCGCUAGCGGACAGCCUACAGCUGGAGAAAGAGGUGGUGCGGGUCUGGUUUUGUAAUCGGAGGCAGAAGGAGAAGAGGAUGACGCCGCAGAACGGACCCCUGCCCGGUAACGAAGAUUCGUACGGGGAAACAUCGCCUCACCACGGGGCACAGACACCUGUUCCGUGAAAGAAGGGGCAUCUGCGCACUCAGACGGCGACCUGAAUCGAUUGUCUCUUUGUCCUGGUCACAAGUCCGUUCACGGUGGACCGACGGUGGUGAUGCGCACCUCAGAGGGAGCGCAGCGGGCAUUGUUGCCCAAACAAUACACGGGCGCGAGCGCGAGAAAUGCGCUCCGGUAAACUAAGGCGUUACGCUGCGGGUGAACCUAAAGUGCGAACGUUUUAGACGUAAAUAUUCUUCUUUAAAAAAAAAAGGUUUUAUUCGAAGUCCGAGGAUCUGUGAAAGCAUUUUAUCACUUCCAACCGAAAGCUGUGAAAAGGCGUCAGGGGCGCAAAUUCUCCAACGCCAUCUUCCCCUCACGACCACAAAAGGUUAAAUACUGAUUUAAUUUAGUGCAAUGUCUGAAACGUAUUCUCUUCCAAAUAUGAAUGGCAACAAUUAUUAUUAUUAUUAUUAUUAUUAUUAUUAUUAUUAUUAUUUAAGGCUGCAUUAAUAUAGUUACAAAUAUAAAUGUAAAUAGCAUGAGACAUUCAAGGGUAGUACAUCCAAUGUUGAUUAACAAAGGCUGCCAAGUGCUGCUGUGUGUUGUGCAACCCAAAACAACUCAAUUUCAUGCAGAUCACGGAUACACACUGCUGGUGCAUAACAGAGCGUCCGUCCAAUACGAGGCCUGAGGAAACAUUAAAAUCUUCUGUACUGCACUGCACCGUGCAUCACAGCGAAUUAUUUGUGGAAAUAAAUGAAUAGCAGGCCAGGUCUAUACAUUCAACCCAACCUAUUGGGCUUAUCCUUAAAAUUAGAUCACAUAAAUUAAUUUGAAUAAGAAAUGAUUGACCUAAUGAUUACGCAUUUAUGUUGCGUUUAGUAUUUGCAAGGAGCUUUAAAUUGAAAAUGAUUUUGUAAAAAAUUUAAGGCCUUUCAGUUUCCACUGAUUUAAUUUAAGGGAAAAUCUAAAAGAAGCUAAACACAGGAUAUUUUAUUUUACAGUAGGCAUACAGAAAAAAACAAUGCAAUGUUUUUUUGCAAUCAAUGCAGCAAAUAUUAAGAUAAUGAUAAUAGAAAUAACAACAAAAACAACAACAUAAUAAUAAUAAUAAUAAUAAAAAUAAUAAUAAAUGUAUCAGCUACAAUGGCCAGUUUUUUCUUCUUUUCUGCUGUCUCCAUCUCACUGAGUCUUCAUUAUUAUAUUAACACAUUGAUUUUGUGUGUCAGCUAAACGUGUAAAAGCCUCAAAAUGUUUGUAACAGUUUGAUAUUUUGGUUUAUUUUAAUAAUCGUCUCUGGCUUUCUAAAACUUGCGUUUGUUGUUGUCAGCUGUCGCGCGCAUUUUCUUUUACGGGAAAUAUAACACCAGCUGUGUUGCUAUUAUUUGAUGACCUGCAUCGAAAAAAAGGACACUGUGCGUAAAUGUUUUUAUUUUAAUUUUGUAUGGCUUUGUGAAUACUUGUAUAUUUGUAUAUUUGUGCACCUAACCUGGUACUGCCAAAGCACAACCUGUCAUUGUGCCCUAUUGAGACCCUUAAUGUCUUUGGUUUUGACAGAAAAUAUUGCACAGUUUUUUAAAAGACUUUUGUCAUUAAAGGAAUACAUUUUUAUAUGAAGAAGUGCAUCUCGUGAAUCUCUGCCAUGUGGUUAAUUAUAGCGAGGAGAAAGAUCCGAAAGAUAAAUCUCACAGAUUAUGUGACCAUUAAGGCAAGUGGAAGAUAAUAUUGCCUCAGGAUGACGUGGAGUUGUACGUCCUUUGCAGCAUAUUAUAAUUUCUUAG
Paramisgurnus dabryanus is the source of this 3019-nucleotide messenger RNA. It is a transcript of the gene pou3f2a, whose product is annotated as POU class 3 homeobox 2a. Gene Ontology annotation, biological process: brain development; regulation of transcription by RNA polymerase II. The record is from RefSeq and is a predicted model, not a curated record. NCBI's taxonomy places the organism in Eukaryota, Metazoa, Chordata, Actinopteri, Cypriniformes, Cobitidae. Gene Ontology annotation, molecular function: RNA polymerase II cis-regulatory region sequence-specific DNA binding; DNA-binding transcription factor activity, RNA polymerase II-specific. Gene Ontology annotation, cellular component: nucleus.